AUGUUGAAUGAUCCUUGUCAAAGCAUGGUUCGCAAGGUUCGCAAGGCUCGCAAGGCUCGCAAGGCUCGCAAGGCUCGCAAGGCUCGCAAGGCUCGCAGGGUUCACAAGGCUCGCAAGGUUCACAGGGGUCACAAGGGUCACAAGGGUCACAAGGAUCACAAGAAUUGCAUGGAUCGCAUGGAUCGCAUGGAUCGCAAUGAUGGACUAGUGAGCAAAGAACUGAAGAGUCUAUAG
Magnusiomyces paraingens is the source of this 234-nucleotide messenger RNA. RefSeq lists its product as uncharacterized. Lineage: Eukaryota; Fungi; Ascomycota; Dipodascomycetes; Dipodascales; Dipodascaceae. The transcript has a single exon. Bases 1 to 234 code for a protein of 77 amino acids. The record is from RefSeq and is a predicted model, not a curated record.